GCAUUGGUAUAUGCUUAAAUUCUUGACUGUUUUUUGCGAAACAACAAUAUUGAAGAAGGUUGAAAGUCUACAAAUCGUAUCAGUUGGUUUCUAAUGCUCAACAUUUAUUGCUGAAUCAAGAAAGUCUCAUCAAUUAAAGAUUGUAAAAAUACAGACCCUUCGUCUAUUGGAGAUUCCUAAGCCGGCGAAAAGUCUACAAGUCUCGGAAAAAACUUUAAGUUCACAAAAAGUUGAAAAACUUUUCACAUUGCUAAUAAAAUGCCCUAAAUUUACUUGAUUUUAUUAAAAGUGCUAUUAAUCAGUUCAGUUUAUCAUGUUUUAUCCAUUGACUUUUCAACAAAAUGAUCAUCAAAAUGAGCAACAAGGACAUUCGAUUCAGAUACCAUUGCCCUUGCAUCUUGACACUUCCAACCGUACAAAUCACGUUCCUUUAAACAGCACAGUUGCCGUGUCAGCGGCUGAUAGCCGAUCAAUGAUACUCUCACUCGAGAACAACGUUAACGUUGUAUCAAACAUCAUAAGGGAUUCGGAAAACUUGGUGAAAAUCAAGUGCGGUCAGUGCCGAAAGCGUUUUGAUACUAACGAGGAAAUGGUAGCUCAUCAGGCAAAACACUUGACCGAAAGCAAGUACAAGUGUGAACUGUGUGGAAAGCAUUUUCCAAGCCAGAGUAGUGUGUGGAAACACACUAAAGCGCAUUCUGGAGAACGGCCUUUUGUAUGCUCCAUUUGCAACAAAGCGUUUACGCAGUUGGCAAAUUUGCAGCGCCAUAAUUUGGUACAUAAUGGUUUGAAACCAUACAAGUGUCCCAGUUGCCAAAAGGCAUUUUCACAACAUGCCAAUAUGGUGAAGCAUCAAAUGUUGCAUACUGGUGAAAAGCCUUUUAAGUGCAAAAAUUGUGAUAAGGCAUUUGCACAGAGAGCAAAUUUGAAGAAGCAUGAAAUGAUUCAUUUGGGAAUUCGUCCUUAUGGCUGCAACAUUUGCUUGAAGUCUUAUUCACAGCAAUCGAAUUUGAAGAAGCAUAUUUUGACUCAUCAAAAGAAGAAUGGAAAGAAUGGUAAGAACGGAGCGAUCGCGGUUUUGCCACCUACCUCAACUGCCAACUACGUUAUUUAUCAGUGCAACAUUUGCAAGCAAGAACUGUCCGACAUUAGUGACUUCAACAAGCACAUUAAAGUGUGCAAUUUGAAUCCUAUGAAUAAUCCUCACUUGCAACAUCAUUGUAAUGGUAAUGGUACUGCUACUUUGACGGUAAUUGAGCCUAAGAAAGAGUCAAUUGAGAUUAAAACAGAGACUAUGGAUGAAGGCUCAAAUAACACUCAUACGCCGCCAGUGAUGCAACAUAUUCAUCACCAUAUGCAACAGCACACUCAACACAACCAUCAGCAACCUCAGGCAUCACUUGCCGCCGCUCAUCAUCAGAUUUUGACAACUAAUGGACACAUCAUUACAAAUUUCUUAGAUUUAAACAAUCAUCAUUUGCAUCAUAUUGAUUAUGGAAAGCAUUAAGCUGAUGCUUAAAGCUUGAAAAAAACGAAAACAAAUGGGCUAUCAGGUGCGUGCACAUAUUUGCUCGCCAUACAAAUGCGAAAUUUGUAGCAAUGUUUCUUUUUUUUUCAUUGUUUUUAACUGUUUUGAUUAUUCAAUCAAUGUACACACACACCACACAUGUACACAAACAAUCACACCUCAAUUAAUCGUCUUCAAAUCCAAAUAUAUGUGUGGUACGUUCGGAAAAUAAAAAAAAAUGAAAAGAAAGAAAUGAAAUGAAAAGCUUGGAUAAGUGUGAUUAAAAUUUACGCAAAAACACAUAAGAAGAGGAUAAAAAACGAAAUUAAAUUUAAUUUUUUGAUUAAAUCAACUUUAUAACUGAAUAUCUAUUAUCCAUUUUUUUUAAUAAUAAUAUUUUAUAAUUUAGUAUCGUAACUCUCAAUAGAAUUGUUCAAUAUUAUUUUGGACAUACAUACAUUUGAUGAUGUUGUUGAUGAUAAUGAUGAUGAAAGUUAGGGACUGCUGUAUGACAAGUAUCUCUAAUUUUAACUUUUUCUUAUGGUUUAAAUUCUUAUUCUAGUUAUUCUUCAUUUGCUUAAAUACAUAAUUAAAAAACGCAUCAAGAAACAUCACACGAUGUUUGAACAACAACAACUAUUAAGACACUUAAAGUGUGUCAUAAUCGUUUCUUUUUUAAUUUCUUUUAUUUUAUUAUUAAAUAAAUUACAAAUGAAAUGUUUGUUCCUUAUCAGUAAAUGAAAUCAAAUCAAAAGAAAUUAGUAAUGAGUAUGAAAUCGAUGAUAUGAUGAAAAAUAAUUAUGCUUAGUCCGUUAAAAGUUGAAUGUUUAACAGUGUUUUGACUACAAUUGAUCUCCAAAAUUGAGUUAAUGACUGAAUAGAUUGUCAUAUAAUGAAACAGUCAGCAUCCUUAGGAUUUUUAAGAGCCAGAUAGGCUUUUACUGAAUUUUGAAAGAUUCAUUGAGAGUCAAGAUGCUUGUUAUUCAUCAAUUUUGCUACUUGUUUUAAUAAUUCAAUCCGUUUAACGUGAUUUGUUUUCGUAAGAGCUCAUUUUGUCAUAAUCAAUUUCUUUUUUUUAUACGAAGUCGUUUUUUAUUAAGAAAGUGAGAGAGAAAGAUGAUUAAUCAAUUAAUUUUAAGAUGGGAAUUGUGAUUAUUUGGUAUUAGAAAUUUGAUAAGAAUUUUUUUUAUUUUGUUUGUUUUUAUAAGACAAAAGAAAGGAAGAAAAAAUUAUUGUGUUACUUUUUGGCUGAUAAACAAAGAUUAAAAUUGUUAAAUAGAGAAAAAAAUUUAGGCGAUUUGUUCAAAUUGAAGAAAAAAAAUUUAAUUAAUGAUAAUGCAACAGAAAAAAAAUUGUUUUUCCUGUCUUAUUGAGGAGUGCAGAGGAGUGCAGAAAUAAUGUGAAAGAUUGGAAAAGAAAGAAUGGAAAUGACUCGGAUAAUUCACAAAAAUGAGAAAUUGAAAUUAAUUAAUUAAUAAAAUAAAUUGCUACAUUACACAAAACAAGAAAAAAUCUACCUUCAAGAAAUUGUUAUUGACUUAAAAAUUUGAAAACAUAAAAAAUUAUAUGAAAAAGAUAAAAAAAAUAUAUUUGCUUAAUAACUUUACCCUCUCAAGAUUUAUUAAAAAUAAUUGAGAUGAAAAUUAUACGCAGAUCGUGAAUAAAGGGGAACAAAUGUUGGAAUAUUUAAAACUAUGAAGAAAGAUAUCAUUAAGAGGGAGGAAAGAUAAUUGAUAACAUUUAUUCCUCUACGUCACUGAUCUGAUCCAUGAAUGUCUUGCACCUAAAUUGAAUGCGGGACUCUAAAUUGAAUAAAAUAAGAAAAUUUAAAAUUUCAAGUAUUUUAUGUUUGUUGAAAGCAAAUGAAAGAAAAAAAAAAUAUAAAAAUUCUUAAAAUUAUUACGCAAAACUUAAAUACUGAGAAGAAAAAAAAAUAUAUUGAUAAUUAACUGUUCAUGAUAAGAAGACACGACGAAAGGAAUGACAGUGUAGAGGAGCGCAGCGAUAAAACUUGAUAUCCAAGUUGUUGACACAGGCAGCUUGUGCUCCUCCCGGUUAAUUUUCGAAACAUUAAUUUUGUACGGUGAAAAUGAUUAGGAAAACAAAUUACAAGGUCAACAUAAAUCAAUUUGAUUGAUUGGAAGAAAAAUUUAUGAACUACAUGAAAAGAAAAAAAUCUCAAAAUUAUAUUAUUACAGAAAAUAUGAUAAUAUAAAUAAAAUGAAAACUUUAAUA
Clunio marinus is the source of this 3742-nucleotide messenger RNA. NCBI's taxonomy places the organism in Eukaryota, Metazoa, Arthropoda, Insecta, Diptera, Chironomidae. The record is from the annotation of a GenBank genome assembly.